AAGCUUUUUGGCAAAAAAUACAGGAGUUAGUUUACCAAUAUAAUUGCGGUCUGAUCAACACUGUUGCAAGGUAGCAGGUUGGCUAGCCGCUCUUUUCAAAUAUUUUGUUAACUUAUUUUUUUGUGUCAUCCUUUGCAGCUCGAGACCGAGCAGCAUAACUAGCCAGCUUGUUACUACAGUAUUUGAAUUCGACAAGGCUGUUUUGACGUUGGAUAGCUAGCUACAUUCACUGGUUCGAAAUUUCGAAUAGACCUGAUUUCACAUUUCGUUAGAUUCACACGCUAGGAAGAAAGCUAUACUUUUCCCCCCCUGUGCGGCUAAGUUUAAACGUACUUUGUUUUUGAAAGCCAUCUGCUAAUAACUAACUAUCUACCGGUUGUCAUUUUUACUUUGUCAACAACAAGGCGUGACGUUUGGUUCAACACUAAUUCUGCCUGCAAGAUUUUUGUUGGUGACUUCCACGAACGUUGGCUAGCAUUUACGUUAGCUUGCCAUCACUGACAGCGAUUGUAACCGCGAGCCAGCAUCAGUCAAGCGAAUUUGACAAAAACAACUUAGCCAAUAAAUAAGCUAUCAAGCUGAUCAGAGCAGUAUCACAGCGAUAACUGACUUCUGUUAUCGAUAAAUUGCCUUGUGGGAGAUAGUAUAUAUCUUGCUUAUUUUAAUCAUUACCAAAAAAACGUAAUUGAACGUGAAGUAGUUAACGUUAACCCACAGAAGUAGUUGUGUAUCCAAAUUCAGUCCCGAAUUGUCAUCUUUUUUUCGGUGCUAUUGUUGAAAAUGGCGGCGAUCGAAAUGGUGCAGAUGUUGAUCGAAGCAGCAGAAUACCUUGAUCGCAGAGAAAGAGAAGCAGAACAUGGCUAUGCCUCCAUGUUACCGUUCACCAGCAGCAAAGAGAAGGACAGCUUGAAACGGAAAAAUAAAAGCAAGAAGAACUCCAAUAGCAGAUCUACACACAACGAGAUGGAGAAAAACAGACGCGCACACCUACGGCUGUGUUUAGAGCGACUGAAAUCCCUCGUUCCAUUGGGACCAGACUCCAACAGGCAUACCACGCUCAGCCUGCUGAUGAGGGCCAAGAAACACAUUGUGAGGUUGGAGGAGAGCGAGCGGAGAGCCCAGCAUACCUUAGACCAGCUGCAGAGAGAGCAGAGGCACCUGCAACGGCGUCUGGAGCAGCUGGGGGUGGAGAGAACACGCAUGGACAGCACAGGAUCCAUUGUCUCCUCUGACAAUCCUGACUCAGACCAGGAGGAGGAGCUGGAUGUGGAUGUGGAGGGGACUGACUACCUGCUGGGGGAUCUGGAGUGGAGCACCAGCAGUGUCAGUGACUCUGAUGAGCGGGGCAGCCUGCGUAGCAGCUGCAGUGACGAGGGAUACUCCAGCGCCAGCCUGCGCCUGCGCAUGCAGAACCAAAACACUCAGGAAAAGGCCGAGCAGCUGGGCUGCAGCCUAUAAGAGCACAGUCCUCAACCUCUGACCCCAUCCAAUCCCGUCCCUCUGUCGUCCAGUUAACUCCCGCCCUCCAACCAGUCUCUGCCAAUCAGACCUCACUCCCAGCAGGACUGGCCUGUUCUGACCAAGCCCCCUCCUCCUUUCCAACUGUAUUCCACCUCUUUCCCCCCCUGAAACCCCCAAUGCAACACCUCUUAGACACACCCACCGUCCUAUCUCAACUGUCCAUCGGCCAACCAAAAUGGAGGAUCAGUCUGUGGCACUGCCCAAUCAGAGCUUUUUGAUGAGUGGGAUUAGGAAGAUAAGACACUCCGUCCGUCCCUUUGUGUCCACCAGCCUGCCCCCUUCCUUCUGUCCUUCCUUCCUGCUCUGCUGUCUGUUUCAGUGCAAGAGCCAAGUAGAGGUGACUGACUUUUCACAUCCAUGCAGUGUCCCCCUUCCAGCGUCCGAAAACUUAAGACAGCUAGAGAAUGUGAUUACAACACCACACCUACACCCCACUGCCUCUCUCUUGUUCAGAAGCCAUCUGAAGCAAAUCCAGUCAUGAUGAGAACCCCUCUCGACCCCCAGCUCUAAAUCCCAUCUCGCCCAUUUCUCCCAUGAGACUGGCCCGUCCAUAGGUGGUGGUCGUACAGACAGCAGAGCUGUGCCACCUGACUAACCAGCUGACCAAUCACAGCAUGGUAUUUUGGAACGGAGUACAGGAAUGGAUGGUCUUGGUCAAAGAGCUGUGACGUGGUCAUUUUAAACAAUCUACACUGCAGCUAUUGUAGUAAUGUUAUCAGGUGUAGUCUUUCAGUAAGUCUUUAUGGUAAAUAAUCGUCUACCUGCACUUUCCACGUGAAGCCUCACUGGGAGUUCUACGACGCUAAGCACGGCUGUGACGUCAUCCAUGUUCCACAACCUCUUCGUUGUUGUGGUCGGCAGCAAUACAUCCAUCCCUCUCUUCUCUACCAGGCUUAGCGGCCGGAUACAUACCUCCAUGUUUAUGGCUCUUAUGGGGGUGGGGGUAGGAAAAAAAAACCUUGUGAGGAACAAUGUGCAGCAUGAGAUUAAGGGGUGGGGUGAUUGGGGUUAAGACAACUUGUACCUUCCUCUCUCUGAUGACGGUGGCGUCUAGCUUGUGUUUUAAUGUACGUGUCUGUUGCUGCUGGUCACGCACUGUAGCCAGUGGUAAUCACUUAAAUGUGUCUGAAGGGAAGUCGCACAGACAGACAGUACAUUAACUGUUGAAAUAAACCAGUAAAGAGAUUAAAGCACAUUCCAUGUUAGAGAGAAAGUAAGGUGUGUUAGUAGAGAAUUACCUUCGCCCAUAUUUAUGAGGGAGAGCGUUUUGCAGUUUUAAUGACAGGAAGGAUCUAGCUAUCAGCUUCAGGUUACCCACAAGCAGAACACAACAGAUUUGCUGACUUGCUUUGCCUUUCAGUCAAAACACAGAACAAGGAAAGUCAACGUCGAUUGAAUUAGUUCACCUCUGAAAAGGAAAGAGCAGAAAGGUUACUGUACACUAAAUAUCUGCCUGGCCGAUAGAGCUAUUUAUUAUUUUAGCAAAAUGUAGUCAUGUUUAUGUAAAUAGUUGACACAGAAAGAGCUCUAUGUAUAUUGAAUAAAAAAUAUUUAUAUUAUAUCUAAAUAUAUAAAUAUCUAUUUAAUUAGUUAUCGCUUUAGUUAUGUUAUUCUUGUGAGGUUUUCUAUGUGUGGUUGGUUUGCACAGCAUAGUCAAUCCAUAGCUUUUUAGAACUGUCUUUUGUGCCUAUAGACUUUUGUGUCCUUUCAGAAAUUGGCACGGUGCUCCUAGAAAUGAAUGAAAUAGUUUCGUGGUUGAUUUAUAUUUUUAAAUAAUAAUAAACAUCCUCUGUCAAUAGGAAAAUAAUUUAAAUGAAUAUAAUAAUUUUAAAAAAUUGAAUAUAAAAAUGUAUAUAAUUUAAGAGGAGCUGGUGUUGGUGCUUUGGCAUUGCCGUGACGGUGGGAAGCUACAGUGGGGUUUCACCCUUUGUGCCUGAGAGCCUGAAACAAAAUGGCUCCUUGACCCAAGAGAUUAUAACAUAGUGUAGCGAGAGGAGGAAAUGGUGGGUUCAAUAACCUGGGGGAUAAACUGGAGAGGAUUGCAGUCGCGGUUGGAUGUAGUUGACUAGCCUGUAAUCUAUCUCCUGCACUGUUGCAGCACAAUGGCGAACCUGGAACCUGUCACAUGCAGAAUCUCGUUAGAAUGGGAAGACGGUCGAUACACAGACAAAAAAAAUAUAGGAUUAGGGUUGUUUAGUGUCGUGUGUGUGGAAUGCUGCACUUCUGUGUCACUUAAAAAAAAGGUAUCCAAAAGGAGAGGAACGAUGUAGCCAUGCCAGAAGGGGAUUGUUGUGAAUUGAGCCCCCGGCUGAGACUGGUGUUAUGGGGCAGGUGUGUGUAUGUCCCGUCACUGUCUUCAGAGAGAAACUAUAAGGGUUUAGGAGAGGGAGGGUUGUUUUGAAUGGGGGAUAAAAAUGGCACUUAUAUGGAUGUUUUUAGUUGUUUACAAGUUUUUUUUUUUUUAUUCCACCUCUUCAAAGAAGACCAUGUAUUAUUAAAAGUUCGAAUGGGAUCUUAAGCACUUACAAAUUCAUAACAUAUUGUAUAAAUUGGAAUUCAUAACAUACGAAUUGAGAAGGGGAAAAAAGGAUGACGUGCACAAUUUUCUGGGACCCGUUUUGUCUUGAGUGCUACUUUCAAAACUACUGUUUGAAAAUAUACGAAACCUCUGUCGCAUCACUUUAACCUAAGCAUUGUCUGUUAUUCGGGGGCCACACACUUCUCUUUCCCUCAGUCCAUGGCCUGUUUUCUGUGUCUUCCACUCCUCGUGUGUGAAUGUGGCUCCCAUUGAGAAGAGAUCCUGAUUCAUUUCUAUGGUGGUUCCCCCCCCUUCCUCCCACAUGCUGUUGGCCAGCCACCAUGGUGCAGAGGGAGCCUGAGGGAGCAGACUGGGCUGUUUGUACAGUAUAGCUGCAGCUCUCCUACCUCCCCGUAUUACACUCUUUUAACACCCUUGGUGCUUCAGCAUCUGCCUUGAGCAGGUGUGGAUUCUUAAAGAACAAGCAGAUCACUGCAGUUGGCUUCUGUGUAGUCCUGUGUAAGCUAUAUGGGAUAUCACCCUAGGAAUUCAAAAAAAACAAAAUGUGUGUAUAUUUGGGUUAGGUUCGUACGAAGUGGCUUAAGCCUUAAAACAGACAACUGUAAGAGAACCAUAGUAAAGUAUAUUAUAUAUAUGAAUGUAUAUAAUGUAAGUAAUAGACGUGUUAUUACAAAUGUCAUUAUUUUCAUUGUAACUGUCUCGGGUGUGUUGCUCUCCCUCAUACGCGCACACACGUCAUACACGCACGUCAGAAAAACGAUGGCUUAAGGGUUGGUUCAACUAUUAAAAAGGUUGACGUUUUGUGCACUUCCAUUUUAGAAUUGGGGAAUUUGAAUAUUGACUUUAAAAGAAAGCACUUAAACUUUUCGGAGAGAGAAAAAAUGGGGAAAUGUGGAGCAGUAAUUUAUAUUUGCCAGUGAUAUGAAAGGAAUAAAACAUCUCCCAACCUUG
Oncorhynchus tshawytscha (Chinook salmon) is the source of this 5011-nucleotide messenger RNA. RefSeq names its product max dimerization protein 1-like. Lineage: Eukaryota; Metazoa; Chordata; Actinopteri; Salmoniformes; Salmonidae. The record is from RefSeq and is a predicted model, not a curated record. Gene Ontology annotation, biological process: negative regulation of transcription by RNA polymerase II. The transcript has 6 exons. Gene Ontology annotation, molecular function: RNA polymerase II cis-regulatory region sequence-specific DNA binding; DNA-binding transcription factor activity, RNA polymerase II-specific; protein dimerization activity. The coding region runs from base 781 to 1458 and encodes 225 amino acids.